This is a messenger RNA of Centruroides sculpturatus (bark scorpion), 1069 nucleotides long. RefSeq names its product sialin-like. The coding region runs from base 137 to 1069 and encodes 310 amino acids. The record is from RefSeq and is a predicted model, not a curated record. NCBI's taxonomy places the organism in Eukaryota, Metazoa, Arthropoda, Arachnida, Scorpiones, Buthidae. The transcript is spliced from 6 exons. Gene Ontology annotation, molecular function: transmembrane transporter activity. Gene Ontology annotation, biological process: monoatomic anion transport; transmembrane transport.
ACGUAUCCAUCAGGAUUUACUAUACUUUCAAGAUGGUCUCCAGUUAACGAACGAAGUACAUUAAUGGCUAUUUGCAUAAGUGGAGAUUUAGUUGGUUCCAUAAUUCCCAUGAUACUGUCUGGUUACUUGUGCGAAUAUGGUUUCUCGGGUGGUUGGCCUUCAGCAUUCUACGUUUUUGGUAAUUAAUCUAUUCUAUAGAGUUAAUUAUUGUUCACCAAUGUUAAACAAUUACAUUUAUUAUAUUUCAGGUAUUUAUGGAUGUGUUUUGUCUCUCGGUUUGUUAUUUUUUGUAUAUGAUUAUCCGGAAGAAUUUUCAGGCAUUACUCAAAAAGAGAUUCUUCAUAUACGACAAAACUCGAAUAUUAAUUCUUAUAAUAUAAAGAAAAUUCCUUGGAAGAGUAUUUUAACAUCUGUUCCAGUAUGGGCGACAUGCAUUGUAAAAUUGUUCUUUUGUUGGGGUUUUUUUACUUUUCUAUCAAAAUUACCAUCGUAUCUCGAGAAUGUCCUACAUUUCCCAAUACAGCAGAAUGGCUUAAUAAACGCAUUCAUGCAUACAGCAAAUACGUUUGGCCUCAUUAUAUCUGGUUACUUAUCAGAUUUAUUUAUUAAGCGUAAAUAUUUCAGCGCAACAAACGUCAGAAAAGGCUUCGAGACACUUUCUAUUAUAGGAACCAGUGUAUGCAUGAUAUGCAUUCCUCUGGUUGGAUGUGAUUCAACAAACGUCAUAAUAAUACUUAUCAUGACAACUGGCUUCAUGGGUUUUGUUGGUGGCGGUGACAUCCCAAUUAUUCUGAAUAUGGCACCUAAAUAUACAGGGCCUUUGUACGGAUUGACUAACGGAAUGGCAACAAUUUCUGGCUUCUUAUCGCCGUAUAUAGCUGGGCUGUUCCUAGAUAAAAAUCAAGGAAGCAUGGUGCAAUGGAGUUACGUCUACUAUCUCUCGGCGGGAUUUUGUUUAUUGGGGUUGGUCAUCUUCCUGGUUUUUGGCUCAGCCGAAUUGCAACCUUGGGCUGAUAACGAUUCGGACGAAGCAGAAGUAGAGGAAAAAGUUGUCUCCGUAUCAAAAUAG